CAAACAAAUUUUCGCAAGUCUGCUAUCGUACGUUAGAAAUAUAGCUUAUACUAAUGAACUUUGAUUUGUUUUUUUUAUGGAAAAAGUGCAGUAGUGAUUACUUAUUUGUUUAAUAACUCAAAUUACCGUUUAGCUAUCGGUGGCACGUUGGUGUGAAACUUAAUGGCGUUGUUUAUGUCACCAUACGUGUGAAAUUGGAAGUUUUUCAGCGCACACCAUUUACAUAUGCCAACCACCCACCAACUAUUGAAGAAAAUUAAAAACACGCACAUUUCAAUUGUGACGCAGCAAGAUUACAAUUGUUAAUGGCUUCAAAUUCGCAGGUUGGAAAAAUAGUGGUCGUCGUUGCACUCACAUUUUUUCUAUACUAUUUCUUUUGGGUAUCCAUAUUGCCGUUCAUGCUGAUAGACGAAGCUAACUUAAUACAUUCGUUAUUUCCACCGCUUGAGUAUGCUUUUAUAUUCCCGGCAGUAUUCGGCGUAAUUUUCCUUGGUGGCACAUCGGCCUACACCUUGUACCAUAUCUGGGAUUAUAUUUGGCAGCGAAAAACUAUAUAAAAACGUUGAAAAGGUUAUCUAACUUCAGCCAUCCGCUUGAAGACGACAUCAACCGGUUGGAAACCGAAUUCUCGUCUAAUAAUUGCAGU
Rhagoletis zephyria (snowberry fruit fly) is the source of this 646-nucleotide messenger RNA. It is a transcript of the gene Dpm2, whose product is annotated as Dolichyl-phosphate mannosyltransferase subunit 2. Gene Ontology annotation, biological process: GPI anchor biosynthetic process; dolichol phosphate mannose biosynthetic process. Gene Ontology annotation, cellular component: dolichol-phosphate-mannose synthase complex; endoplasmic reticulum membrane. The record is from RefSeq and is a predicted model, not a curated record. NCBI's taxonomy places the organism in Eukaryota, Metazoa, Arthropoda, Insecta, Diptera, Tephritidae. Gene Ontology annotation, molecular function: enzyme regulator activity.